Messenger RNA from Macaca mulatta (Rhesus monkey), 4852 nucleotides. The record is from RefSeq and is a predicted model, not a curated record. Lineage: Eukaryota; Metazoa; Chordata; Mammalia; Primates; Cercopithecidae.
CCUAACAUUCUGGGCUGAAAGCUAAGUGCCCCAUAUAUUCCUGGGUGACUCUGAAGCAGGUUACAUUUCCUCGGAAGAAGGCUCCUUCGUGCUUUGAAGAACAUCCUGAAGAUUAUAUAGGAGACAAUAUAUCAAGAAUCUAUUUAUUGAAUGGUCUAGAACAAAAGCCAGGAGCUCCCUAAUGGAAGCACAUUAGUGUUUAUUUUGAUGAAGAAAUAUAUAGAUUUUUUAACACAACCAUAAAGUAGAUAGCUCAGUAAAAAAUCAAUUUUGGAAGAUGUCACUGAACAACUCUUCCAACAUAUUUCUGGAUUCAGUGCCCAGUAAUACCAAUCGCUUUCAAGUUAAUGUCAUAAAUGAGAACCAUGAGAGCAGUGCAGCAGCAAAUGACAACACUGACCCACCACAUUAUGAAGAAACCUCUUUUGGGGAUGAGGCUCAGAAAAGACUCAGAAUCAGCUUUAGGCCUGGGAAUCAGGAGUGCUAUGACAAUUUCCUCCAAAGUGGAGAAACUGCUAAAACAGAUGCCAGUUUUCAUGCUUAUGAUUCUCACACAAACACAUACUAUCUACAAACUUUUGGCCACAACACCAUGGAUGCCGUUCCCAAGAUAGAGUACUAUCGCAACACCGGCAGCAUCAGUGGACCCAAGGUCAACCGACCCAGCCUGCUUGAGAUUCAUGAGCAACUCGCAAAGAAUGUGGCAGUCACCCCAAGUUCAGCUGACAGAGUUGCUAACGGUGAUGGGAUACCUGGAGAUGAACAAGCUGAAAAUAAGGAAGACAAUCAAGCUGGUGUCGUGAAGUUUGGAUGGGUGAAAGGUGUGCUGGUAAGAUGCAUGCUGAACAUCUGGGGAGUCAUGCUCUUCAUUCGCCUCUCCUGGAUUGUCGGAGAAGCUGGAAUUGGUCUUGGUGUGAUUAUCAUCGGCUUAGCCGUGACAGUGACUGGUAUCACUGGUUUAUCCACCUCUGCUAUUGCCACAAAUGGAUGUGUCAGAGGAGGUCUUGGAGUUCUCAUAAUUCUUCUUUCCACCAUGGUAACUUCUAUUACUGGGUUGUCAACUUCUGCGAUAGCAACUAACGGGUUUGUUCGUGGAGGUGGGGCCUACUAUCUUAUUUCCAGAAGUUUAGGGCCCGAGUUCGGUGGGUCAAUAGGCCUGAUCUUUGCUUUUGCUAAUGCAGUGGCUGUUGCUAUGUAUGUGGUGGGAUUUGCUGAGACUGUAGUAGAUCUUCUUAAGGAGAGUGAUUCGAUGAUGGUGGAUCCAACCAACGACAUCCGGAUUAUAGGCUCCAUCACAGUGGUGAUUCUUCUAGGAAUUUCAGUAGCUGGAAUGGAAUGGGAGGCAAAGGCCCAAGUGAUUCUUCUGGUCAUUCUUCUCAUUGCUAUUGCAAACUUCUUCAUUGGAACUGUCAUUCCAUCCAACAAUGAGAAAAAGUCCAGAGGUUUCUUUAAUUACCAAGCAUCAAUAUUUGCAGAAAACUUUGGGCCACGCUUCACAAAGGGUGAAGGCUUCUUCUCUGUCUUUGCCAUUUUUUUCCCAGCAGCUACUGGGAUUCUUGCUGGUGCCAAUAUCUCAGGAGAUUUGGAGGAUCCCCAAGACGCCAUCCCCAGAGGAACCAUGCUGGCCAUUUUCAUCACCACUGUUGCCUACUUAGGGGUUGCAAUUUGUGUAGGGGCCUGUGUGGUCCGAGAUGCCACCGGGAACAUGAAUGACACCAUCAUUUCUGGGAUGAACUGCAAUGGUUCAGCAGCAUGUGGGUUGGGCUAUGACUUCUCAAGAUGUCGACAUGAACCAUGUCAGUACGGACUGAUGAACAAUUUCCAGGUCAUGAGCAUGGUAUCAGGGUUUGGCCCCCUCAUCACUGCGGGAAUCUUUUCUGCAACGCUCUCCUCCGCCCUGGCUUCCCUUGUCAGCGCACCCAAAGUGUUCCAGGCUCUGUGCAAGGACAACAUCUACAAAGCUCUGCAGUUUUUUGCAAAGGGAUAUGGGAAAAACAAUGAACCCCUGAGAGGAUAUAUUCUCACUUUUCUUAUAGCCAUGGCAUUUAUUCUUAUUGCGGAACUCAACACCAUUGCUCCCAUCAUCUCCAACUUUUUCCUGGCCUCAUAUGCACUUAUUAAUUUCUCCUGCUUCCAUGCCUCUUAUGCCAAAUCUCCAGGAUGGAGACCUGCGUAUGGAAUCUACAACAUGUGGGUAUCUCUUUUUGGAGCUGUUUUGUGCUGUGCAGUCAUGUUUGUCAUCAACUGGUGGGCAGCUGUCAUCACCUAUGUCAUUGAAUUCUUCCUCUAUGUCUAUGUGACUUAUAAGAAGCCAGAUGUGAACUGGGGCUCCUCCACACAGGCUCUUUCCUAUGUGAGUGCUUUAGACAAUGCUCUGGAAUUAACCACAGUGGAAGACCAUGUAAAAAACUUCAGGCCCCAAUGCAUUGUCUUAACAGGGGGACCCAUGACAAGACCUGCUCUCCUGGACAUAACUCACGCCUUUACCAAGAACAGUGGCCUUUGCAUCUGCUGUGAAGUCUUUGUGGGACCGCGCAAACUGUGUGUUAAGGAGAUGAACGGUGGCAUGGCGAAAAAACAGGCCUGGCUUAUAAAGAACAAAAUCAAGGCUUUUUACGCUGCAGUGGCGGCAGAUUGUUUCAGGGAUGGUGUCCGAAGUCUCCUUCAGGCCUCAGGCUUAGGAAGAAUGAAACCAAACACUCUGGUGAUUGGAUAUAAGAAAAACUGGAGGAAAGCUCCCUUGACAGAGACUGAGAACUACGUGGGAAUCAUACAUGAUGCAUUUGAUUUUGAGAUUGGCGUGGUUAUAGUCAGAAUCAGCCAAGGAUUUGACAUCUCUCAGGUUCUUCAGGUGCAAGAGGAAUUAGAGAGAUUAGAACAGGAGAGACUAGCAUUGGAAGCGACUAUCAAAGACAAUGAGCGUGAAGAGGAAAGUGGAGGCAUCCGAGGCUUGUUUAAAAAAGCUGGCAAGUUGAAUAUUACCAAGACAACGCCUAAAAAAGAUGGCAGCAUUAACACAAUCCAGUCGAUGCAUGUGGGAGAGUUCAACCAGAAACUGGUGGAAGCCAGCACUCAAUUUAAAAAGAAACAAGAAAAAGGCACAAUUGAUGUUUGGUGGUUGUUUGAUGACGGAGGGUUAACACUUCUUAUCCCCUAUAUCUUGACUCUCAGAAAAAAAUGGAAAGACUGUAAAUUAAGGAUCUAUGUCGGAGGAAAGAUCAACCGCAUUGAAGAAGAAAAAAUUGCAAUGGCUUCCCUUCUGAGCAAAUUUAGGAUAAAAUUUGCAGACAUCCACAUCAUUGGUGACAUCAACAUUAAGCCAAACAAAGAGAGCUGGAAAGUCUUUGAAGAGAUGAUUGAACCAUAUCGUCUCCAUGAAAGCUGCAAAGAUUUAACAACUGCUGAGAAAUUAAAAAGAGAAACUCCAUGGAAAAUUACAGAUGCAGAACUGGAAGCAGUCAAGGAAAAGAGUUACCGCCAAGUUCGACUGAAUGAACUCUUACAGGAGCACUCCAGAGCUGCUAAUCUCAUUGUCCUGAGUCUUCCAGUGGCAAGAAAGGGAUCCAUUUCGGAUUUGUUGUAUAUGGCUUGGUUGGAAAUCCUCACAAAGAACCUCCCACCUGUCUUACUAGUUAGAGGAAAUCACAAAAAUGUCUUGACAUUUUACUCUUAAAACAUGAAAGAUUAGAAUACAUUUUACCUUAAUGUAUAUGCAUAAUUAAGAAACAUGUUCCAGUACUUUAUGUUGUAAUCUGAUCUGUGGAUAUGCAAACCUCUGGAGAUGAUCCUACCAGAUUCUACAUACAUUGCAUGAUUUUUAUCAGUUAAUGCGAGCUUUUUUUUCUCUUCUCAGCUUAAGGGGUUGUCAAAGCCAAUGCUAUCCCUAGAAAAACAUUUUUGUCACUGCUGUUGAUAAAAACGAAAAUCAAGGAAAUUCAUGUUAGCUUAUGCUCAUGAAAACCACCAAUGUGAUUGUAAACUUCUCCAGACAAACGUAAUCUUUUGUUUCCAGAGUGUUUGCUCCUCAGCCCUGGUAUAGGUCUCAGCCCCACAGCAGGAUCUCAAUAAAUGCUUAUUGACAGGCUGGCAUAGUAACCACAGGUGGUUAUCAAAGGAAAAGACCAAUAGGCUGGAGAAUAUAAUUAUGCUUGGCCCCCUCAGAUGCUUAUACCUACAAAGCAGAUUUAAAAAUCAAUAACUCAAAACUUUCAGAAGUACUUGAGUCUACAAAAUGUUCAAAGCAGUUACCUAAAUAAGGUUAUUUAAUGUAACAGAUUAUAUACUUAAAGUGAUCUGAGCGAUCAUUGAUAACAUAUGGCUUAAAUUUGCUGCUGCCUGAAAAGUAUAUUAACUAGAUUAGAAGACACCAUAUACUCCAAUAAAAUGAAAUAUGUUCUAUUCUCAACGUAUAAACUUUAAUUGUACUCCCUAUCAAAUAUUUUGAAAUUUCCAUUACAGCAUUACUUUGCAUAGUUUUUCUAAUUAAAUGGUUAGUACAGAUGAAAUCUUUAUAGAUGAGUACUUGAAAACUAAGUGCCACCAGUUUUCAAACCCUUAUUAAGAAAUAUAUCCUGAAUCAUAUAUUUAGUUACUUUCUAUAGUGAUUGUAUGGAUUUAAAAGAAUAAUUAAAAUGUGAAGUUGAAAAACUUGUAAAAUUUGGAAUAUACAGAUACUGAUUUUUUUCAUUUUUGUUAGUACACCUAUAAUACUUAAUCAUAUUGACAAACCAAUGAAAAUAUUGUUUUUCUGAUGAAUGGCUUGAUUUUGCUCCUUGACAUGUUUUGACUGUUCAUUCUAACUGAAAACAUAUAUGGGAAAAUAUGAACCUGAAAUAAAAGCACUCAAAUUCAA